CUUCAGCCCUAUCCGAAAGUUUCUUGACCUAGGUCCUAGAUGCAGAAAAAUUUUCCCUUUGUGUCCUAGGUCUUUCGUUUCAUCUACAUCGAUUGAGAACAGCCUAUCCUUCAUCCCGAUCGAAUUCUCAUGCACGAGUGAACACUACAAGAUGGUUGCCGAACAUCUCACCAUCCGCAACGUCACAUCAACACCAAUCCGGCUCAAGCGCAUCGAGCGGUUCCGCGCGCCGGAGCGGUCGUUCGAAGGGGUGCAAACCUUCGCUAGGAACUUCACCCGCGUGCUCACCAACGUGACUCGCGCCACCACACCCGUCGCCGCCAUCCACGACGACACCACGCCAUUCACCCACAAUGAAGCCGACUUCGAGAUCGCGCCCUUCCAGACCGUUCACACCGAGAUCCGCGCGUUCCUGGACUCGAAGAAGGAACGCCUGCGCUGGAUCUUCGAGGUUGAGGGCGAGGAGCACCAGCUCCAGACCCCGGUGCCGACCACCGAGUCCGCCACCAUGAAGGCGAUGAGCGACGACCCCAAGUUCCGGCUCACGGGCGUCUUCAUAACCCCGGAGUCGCACCUGACCAUCUUCUCGUCCGCCCACCUCGAAGCCUGGAUGCGGGAGCUCGACGGCGACGUGCUGCUCUCCUCGCUCUCCAUCCCGGGCACGCACAACUCGCCGACCUGCCAUGUCGCGGCGCCCUCGGUGCGCUGCCAAGCGGUCAGUCCGCGCGAGCAGCUGCGCAACGGGGUGCGGUUCUUCGACAUCCGCGUCCAACCGCAGUACCCGGACGAUGCGGACCGCGACGAGCUGACCCUCGUGCACAGCGUGUUCCCCAUUUCCCUUACUGGUAGCAAGUACUUCCGGGACCUGAUGCGCGAGGUCGAGGAGUUCCUGUCGGAAAACCCGUCGGAGGCGGUGAUUAUCUCGCUGAAGCGCGAGGGACCGGGCACCCACACCGACGAACAGCUCAGCCGCAUCCUCAAGGACCACUACACCUCCGCAGAAGGCAGCCGGUGGUACACGGAGCCCAAGAUCCCGACUCUGGGCGAGGUCCGCGGCAAGGUUGUGCUGCUGCGCCGCUUCAACAUUCAGGACAGCCUCAAGGAGCUCCACGACGGCCACGGUUGGGGCAUCGACGCCAGCGGCUGGGCCGACAACUGCGCCGACGCCACCUGCCCCAGCGGCCAGCUGUGCAUCCAGGACUUCUACGAGGUCCUCCUCACCCAGAACAUCGACCAGAAGAUCCAGUACGUCCGCGACCAGUGCCAGCGCGCCGGCGGUACGGUGUAUCCGUUCGGCGUGCUGCCGGAUUCGUCCGCCACCCGCGACCAUCCCUUCUAUAUCAAUUUCCUCAGCGCCAGUAAUUUCUGGAAGGUCGGCACGUGGCCGGAGAAGAUUGCGGCCAAGGUGAAUCCGGCUACGGUCGAUUAUCUGUGCAGACGGCAUGGCAGCGGGGAGGAUGGGGAUUGGUCCACGGGCAUCCUGGUCACUGACUGGGUGGGCUUGGAUGGGGAUUGGGAUCUGGUGCGGUGUAUUGUAGGGAUGAAUGCCCGGGUGAGGGAGAGGCGGCUGGCGCAGGUGGACGAUUGGUAGGAUGGGCGGGGACCUCCCUGAAGUAGCAUGAUUAUGACACCCAUCUGAUAGUGGACGUUUACAUAGAUACCAUUUACUCCUAUUCCGAAAGC
Aspergillus brunneoviolaceus CBS 621.78 is the source of this 1683-nucleotide messenger RNA. RefSeq names its product phosphatidylinositol-specific phospholipase C. Gene Ontology annotation, molecular function: phosphoric diester hydrolase activity. Bases 152 to 1591 code for a protein of 479 amino acids. The transcript has a single exon. Lineage: Eukaryota; Fungi; Ascomycota; Eurotiomycetes; Eurotiales; Aspergillaceae. The record is from RefSeq and is a predicted model, not a curated record. Gene Ontology annotation, biological process: lipid metabolic process.